Molecule: messenger RNA, 2619 nt
Organism: Aspergillus sclerotioniger CBS 115572
Lineage: Eukaryota; Fungi; Ascomycota; Eurotiomycetes; Eurotiales; Aspergillaceae
Product: putative DUF221 domain protein
Exons: 6
Coding region: 1-2619 (872 amino acids)
Cellular component (GO): plasma membrane
Molecular function (GO): calcium-activated cation channel activity
Source: RefSeq, a predicted model, not a curated record
AUGGCCUACCCAACGGCUUUUGACAUCCUCUUCAAACGAGAUAGUCUUCUCAAUCCCGACAAUGAUCCCAAUAUUGGUUCCUCACGGGGUAACGCGUCCUCGACGACGUCGGAUGCGAUGUCAGAUCUUGGGCUUGGCGGAAGCUCGACAUCCCUUUCUGCAUUGUUGACCACGCUGAUACCAGCAUUAAUAAUCGCGGCGUUUUGGUUCGGCCUGUUCUUGAUCUGCCGGCGAACCCAACUACGGUGGUACGCACCGAGAACUCACCUGCCAUGCUGGCACCAGCAUGAGCGCGCCCCGCAGUUACCAUCGGGGUUUGUCAAUUGGUUCGGCCAGUUCCUGAAAAUAUCCGAUGCUCAGGUACUUCGUCACUCCUCCAUGGACGGGUAUCUCUUUCUUCGAUUCUUGAGGGUGCUCGCUGCCACAUGCUUUACAGGCUGCGUCAUAACCUGGCCUAUCCUGCUUCCUAUCCAUGCCACUGGUGGUGCAGGAAAUACUCAAUUAGACGCCCUGAGUUUCAGCAAUGUCGAAAACCCGCGCCGUUACUAUGCCCAUGCGGUCAUUGCAAUCGUGUAUUUUACCUUUGUAUUUUUUGUGGUGACCCGUGAAAGUAUUUUCUAUGCGAAUCUACGCCAGGCCUAUUUCAACUCGCCGGCCUAUGCGGAACGAAUUUCUUCCAGGACUGUCUUAUUUAUGUCAGUACCGGACGAGUACAAGAAUGAGAAAACACUACGACAAGUCUUCGGAGAUAACAUUCGGCGGAUUUGGAUCACGUCCGAAUGCAAGGAGCUGGACAAGAAGGUUCAACAGAGAGCAAAGCUGGCCUUCAAAUUGGAGAAUGCCGAGACAAAAUUGAUUCGGGCGGCAAAUAAGACAAGGCUGAAGGCAAUCAAGAAAGGCAAUAUUCCUUCGAAGCCGUGUCUGGAUUCAGAUAGCUGUGAGGAAUGCCAAUCGAACACCUCUACGUCGUAUCAUGGAAUUCGGAGACCGACUCAUCGGCUCAAGUUCUUCGGCAGAAAGGUCGAUACAAUCCGCUGGCUACGCGCUGAGCUGGCGAAGGUUAUCGAGGAAAUCCAAAUUAUGCAGAAAAAGUACAGAAAUGGAGAGAUGAAGAAUCUUUCCGCUGUCUUCAUCGAGUUCAGUACCCAAAAGGAUGCGCAGGUUGCUCUGCAGACUGUGUCCCACCAUCAGCCGCUCCAUAUGACUCCCAGAUACAUUGGGAUCUCACCAAAUGAGGUUGUCUGGUCUGCCUUAAAUCUGAGUUGGUGGCAGCGGAUCGCGCGUCGAUUUCUGGUUCAAGGCGGCCUUGCUGCUCUCGUUAUCUUCUGGUCUAUUCCAUCCGCUAUGGUUGGAACGAUCUCGAAUAUCACCUACCUCACCAGCAUGAUUCCAUUCCUGGGUUUCAUCGACAAGCUUCCUUCCGUCAUCUUAGGUCUUAUCUCUGGGCUUCUGCCUUCCGCUGCCCUCGCUAUGUUGAUGUCUUUGGUUCCGAUUAUUUGUCGAGCUUGCGCUAGAUGCUCCGGUAUACCGUCAACAGCUCGCGUUGAGCUUUUCACCCAGAGUGCACACUUUUGUUUCCAGGUUGUGCAAGUGUUUCUUGUCACUACUCUGACUUCGGCAGCAUCAGCUGCGACUGCUCAAAUCAUCAAAAACCCUCUAUCAGCCAAGGAUCUCUUAGCCGAGAACUUGCCGAAAGCGACCAACUUCUACAUCUCAUACUUUCUCCUGCAGGGGCUGACCAUGAGCUCCAUGGCGGUUGUGCAGGUUGCUGGAGCUGUUGUCUUUAAAUUCAUUACGACCUUUUUUGACCGUACCCCACGACGACUAUACCAGAGAUGGGCUGCCCUCAGUGGUGUCGGUUGGGGCAAUGUCUUCCCUGUCUUCACCAACAUGGGGGUUAUUGCGAUUACAUAUUCGUGCAUUGCCCCUCUGAUCCUGGGAUUCGCAUUCGUUGGCCUUUACCUUGUGUACCAAGCAUACCGAUACAACUUCUUGUUUGUGUACGAUCUUCGCAUCGAUACCAAAGGCCUCGUCUACCCGCGUGCACUCCAGCAUCUCUUGACAGGCCUUUAUCUCGCCGACAUCUGCCUAAUUGGCCUCUUCGCCAUCAAAGGCGCCGUCGGCCCACUUAUCAUCAUGGCCCUUUUCCUGAUUUUGACCAUCCUAGCUCAUAUAUCCCUCAACGAUGCCUUAGAGCCUCUGUACUCCUUUCUUCCGAGCAACCUCGACGUCGAGGAAGAGUUUCAGCAAGCGAAAGCGGAGGCUGACGCCCUCAACCCGCGCCUGGUCGGCAAAUGGGAGGCAGCCUGGAAAUGGUUCCACCCGAACCUAUACAGGGACUACGCGGCGCUGCGCGGAAAAGUUCCUCGCGACCACGUGGAAAUCAGAUACACCGAAGAGGAAAGAAACAACGCCUACUACGAGCCGUGCAUCUCAGAGCGGACCCCGACCAUUUGGAUCCCACGGGAUAAAUGGGGUUUCAGUCAGCAGGAGGUGCUCGACACCGAUCCUUGCAUCCCAAUUACAGAUGAGGGAGCUCAUCUGAACGAAAAGAACCGAAUCGUCUGGGACAAGUAUGAUCCCAAGCUGCCUCUAUGGGAGCUGAAGAUUCUGUACUAA